AUGGCCACUGGUAAAGUCCACGUUCAAUCCUGCGGUCUCUUCUGGCUCCUGAGCAACGUCUACUUGGUACACGCCGCACUUGUCGAUACCAAGUACCCCACCACCACCGAUGCUGUCUUCAACCUCAUUAUCCGUCGCCCGCGCUUCGCUGGCGGGAAUUUGUCAAUUCCAAUUGAUUCCAAUGUGAGGCUUGUCAAGUGUUCUCGCAAGGAAGCUCCUUACAACACCAUUCGUCUCCGCUACGGCAAAACGCGCAAGUGUGUCGUCAUCCGCGCGUCUGACUCUCUGGAGCGCGAGAAGUGGCUUGUCGGGAUCAUUCAAGCCAUGGCAGCAGCCCAGAACCUCGGACUUUCCUCAACGAUUCUAGAUUCUUCGACCGAGACAGCGUUUGAGACUGCAUCAUGGCAUCAAUCCUCACCGAUGAAGGAGCCAUCCGCGCGAGUUCAACUAGAAGCGAGUCUUACCAUGUCGAGCGUCGAUACCAUCAGCUCAUCGGCCGAUCGGCUAGACAACUUCAUCCCUCUGCUUCAGCGUGUGUCGAACACCUCUAGUGUUGUCGCUGAUAUUGACGUGAUCCAACACCGUUCAAGCGUCGAUCAAGCUCGAUCCAGCAGCAUAAUCUACGCCCAACGGCGACGCGUACGAGAACAUGUAAGCGCUGCUGUGUAGUUCCUCAUCAGCUUCGGUCAGUGGUGUUCUACAAGCUAGCUCCGUCAGAGACAGCCUAUUAACCGUCGACAAUUUCGGCGUGAGUCAUGUCGCGUGACCAACUAAUGCGUAGAUUCGAGAUAGGUUAAUUAUCUCAGUUCGACAUACCUUCGUUCCA
Messenger RNA from Phytophthora nicotianae INRA-310, 826 nucleotides. RefSeq lists its product as hypothetical. The record is from RefSeq and is a predicted model, not a curated record. Lineage: Eukaryota; Oomycota; Peronosporomycetes; Peronosporales; Peronosporaceae. Bases 1 to 669 code for a protein of 222 amino acids. The transcript is spliced from 2 exons.